UAACAUGUACUCGAUUUCUUUGAAAUAAUAUAAUCUGGCCUUCUAAACACAAAUAAGUGUUUAUUAUCUUUUGUUUCGCCUCACAAUGCAGUUACUUGUGGCAUUUAUUGUAUUUGGAGCAAUUGCAAAUGCUAAAGAUUUGCAAUCACUUUCUGAACAAAGUCCAGCAUAUGGGUAUAUUCAGAACAUAGGAAUUCCUGCAGCGGAGAAAAUCCGUCAAACAGAAGCAUCAGGAGGUUCACGAAUUAUCGGAGGAGUUCCUGCAGCUCUUGGACAAUACCCCUUCCAGGCUGGUAUUCUUGGAGAAAUCGUCCAAGGUGACGUAGCUGCUAUAAGCGUAUGCGGAGGUUCCCUCAUUUCAUCCAGCCGUGUCCUCACUGCUGCCCAUUGCUGGUUCGACGGAGUCCAUCAGGCUUGGCGCCUGACCGUUGUUCUUGGCUCCAUCCAACUGUUUACCGGUGGUACUAGGAUUCAAACUAGUGCCGUUGCUGCUCAUCCAAGUUAUAUCCCUGUUCUUGGCCGCAAUGACAUUGCUGUUGUAUAUUUUGCAACUCCUGUUGCCCUGUCAGGUACGAUUAAUCCGAUAGCUCUUCCUACUGGACCUGAACUAUUUGAGUCUUUCGCUGGAGAGAGGGCUAUCGCUGUUGGUUUUGGAGUGACCAGUGACAAUGGGAAUAUUUCUACGAACCAGGUCCUGAGUCACGUCAGCUUGAACGUGAUAUCUAACAGCGAGUGUUCCUGGGCGUUCCCUUUGUUUCUACAAAGUUCCAACAUUUGUAGCAGUGGCCUUGGAACAGUCGGGUUCUGUGAUGGUGAUACUGGUGGCCCUCUUAUCAUCACCAGGAAUAAUAGACAGCUAUUGAUUGGUGUUGCGUCCUUCCGUUCCAGUCUGGGCUGCGAGUCCAACCUACCCAACGCUUAUGCUCGAGUCACUUCAUACAUGGACUUUAUCUACAGACAUAUUUAAUCCAAAUAUAUUUGUAUAAACUAUAAUAUGAACUAUCAGAUAAUAAUAAAACACUGAGCAAAUA
Molecule: messenger RNA, 1031 nt
Organism: Helicoverpa zea (corn earworm)
Lineage: Eukaryota; Metazoa; Arthropoda; Insecta; Lepidoptera; Noctuidae
Product: brachyurin-like
Exons: 5
Coding region: 86-967 (293 amino acids)
Biological process (GO): proteolysis
Molecular function (GO): serine-type endopeptidase activity
Source: RefSeq, a predicted model, not a curated record